AAAUUUUCACGGCCUGUGUCGCGCGCCGCGCCCCGCGGCGGUGAGGUAAUCAAUGGCCAGCGAGUCGUGUCCUCGGCUGACAAAGGAGGAGCGCUACGCGAGCCAGCUCCGCAUGAUCCAUCCGAGGGAAGGUGGCGUCCGCAAGGCCAUCGGUGCCGUGCUCUGCGGGCUCGGCGCAUACAGCGUCUCUCGCGGGCUGGGGCCGCUGUCGGAUCUCACCAUCGCCGCCGGGGUCAUGCUCUACAACAUGGGCCGCAGCAGCCAAUGAGGCUGCAUCGUCAGCCUGCGCUGGAACCCCGACGGCAAGGGCAACCGUGCCGUCCCGCCGCAUCUGCAGGCGUUCGCUCACGCCAAGAGGCGCGAGUACUUCUGGAACUGUGCCACCUCUGCGGCAGCCGGCCUCGUCGUCGGUCGCCUGCUUGCGGCCGCCACCGGAGAUGCCGCCGCACUAACGUCUCGUGCCGUGGUACAAACGGCAGUAUUUCUGGCGUCGAUGACAUUGCUGCUGGGCGUGGCGCUAUCCUCGCUCUUCUGAGGCGUAGACCGGGCCCCUCCUUCUUCGCCCUCCAUGACGGGCCACGGAGAGAGCUCGCGGGCCGCUGGCCGCGUGUUCCGUGCCGCCCAGAGCCAUGGGCGAUACGUCCGCUGCACGCUGUGCGGAGUGAAUAAAUAAAAGCGGGACACCUCUACUAGGAGUUGGGUAAACGUGUGUGGAGUGUGCCAGAUUGUUUUGUCCAUUUUCCAACCGAGUGGAGUUUACAUC
Emiliania huxleyi CCMP1516 is the source of this 763-nucleotide messenger RNA. RefSeq lists its product as hypothetical. The record is from RefSeq and is a predicted model, not a curated record. Bases 265 to 669 code for a protein of 134 amino acids. The transcript is spliced from 2 exons. NCBI's taxonomy places the organism in Eukaryota, Haptophyta, Isochrysidales, Noelaerhabdaceae.